AUGUUGGUUUUUCCUGACGAGGAUGGCGACAAAAGUGCGGACUCUCAACAUGACCGCCUUGGCGUCCUUCCGGAUGAGCUCCUAUUGCAGGUCUUCGAGACGCUCGCAAAGCUCGGCACGCGGAAAGACCUCUGCAACGUGUCACGACUGAGCAAGAGGUACCAUCGCCUGAGCGACGCAACACUGUACAAGCAGGUGCUAUUCCAGACUCCGGAGCUACACCUCACCUUCAGCGAAUCGCUCGGUCGCCGCCCUCGUCGUGGAUCAGCUAUCAAUGAAGUCACCUUGGCGUACCCGGCAUCAGAGCUCUCGCAAUUGGCGCUCGGUGCCCACGUACAUGGUUCCCAUAUUCAUCCUUCCCGAUUCGACGGCUUGUCACGCACGCUUUCCAUAAUGUCGAACUUAGAAAAGCUUGACAUUGCCGUUCCGAGCGUUCUCUUGCACGGCGUUGGUUCCCUAUUUAACGGUCCUUUCGAUCUAUCAUGUCUCAAGUCAUGCAAACUAUUCUAUCAAUGUCCCAAUGAUGAGUACUGGGACCUUCGCGAAAACAUACAUAUAUUUGCGCAUCCUGAACUCGAAGAGCUGACCCUUCGGCGUGCCAGAUUUGACGAGCAAGGUUUCAAUUUCCUAGAGCGACCUCACGAAACAGCCUUGAAGAAGCUACAUCUAAUCGAAUGCGACAUCAAUGACGACGGCUUGAGUGAUAUCCUCGAGCUCCCCGAAGCACUUGAAGAGUUUGUGAUGACUCAUCAGGAAGAGCCAGAGCCGGAGCUCGAAGAGAGCUCCGACAGUGUUGCCGAUUACAUUCAAGCUCUCAGAUCACAAAGCGAGUCCUUGCAAAGCAUCACGAUCGACUCUCCAUCCAUGACAAGUCGAAAAGUGUUGAGGAUGAGGGAGUUCGGCACUGUCAAGACCCUGCGCUUGAACUGGGACUACCAAUUGUUCGCCAAGUCAUCGAAGAAGCCGCGCCUACACUCCGUCGGCUUACCUCCCGAAUUGGAAAUGCUGGAAUUCUUCAAUGAGCUCGGUACUGAUGCGGAAGUCAAUGAUCUCUUGCUUGCUUUGAUCGAGAGCAAGAGUAUCGUUGCGAGACAUUGGAAAACUAUGGUUGUGGUUGAGGGCGAUGACGCUAUUCUUAGACAAGUCAAGGCUGCCUGCAAAGAGAACGGUCUGCAGUUGGAUAUUAUUGGUGCUUUUGAUGAAACAGAUUCCGAGAAUGAUGGAAGUAUAGGGUCUGAUGGCGGGGACGACAAAGAUACUGAUGAUGAUUCCGAGUAG
Didymosphaeria variabile is the source of this 1278-nucleotide messenger RNA. RefSeq lists its product as uncharacterized. Lineage: Eukaryota; Fungi; Ascomycota; Dothideomycetes; Pleosporales; Didymosphaeriaceae. The transcript has a single exon. Bases 1 to 1278 code for a protein of 425 amino acids. The record is from RefSeq and is a predicted model, not a curated record. Gene Ontology annotation, molecular function: protein binding.